GUGCUGGACUGCCCAAAGGAUUUAACAUUUGAGGAUCUCGUCACAACCAUACAGUGUCAUCCAUCAAAGAACCUUGUUGCUUCCGGGUUGAUUAAUGGAGAUGUUUUUAUACAUUCCUUCAGCUGUGAAGCAGAAAAUGCAGAAGUUCACCAGUUUGUUCAUCACAGGAAAACUUGUAGGGCCCUAAGGUUCUCAGAUGAUGGCAGGCGUUUGUUUUCAGUGUCCAAAGACAAGUCUUUGUACUGCGUUGACGUGGAGACGGGCCGGCUCAAGAAGAAAAUCAAAAAUGCUCAUGAAUCCCCAAUCUACAGUUUAGCUCUCACCGGGGACACAUUUCUGGCUACUGGAGACGACGAUGGGGUUCUUAAGGUAUGGGACAUGAGAACCAAAGCAGCCACCAUGGAAUUGAAGGAAUGUGAAGAUUUCAUCAGUGAUAUGGUUGUGGAGGACAACAAGAAAAUUAUCGCUUCCAGUGGUGAGGGUACGCUGACGUGCUUCAACAUUAGGCAGAAAAAGAUGGAGAGUCAGUCCGAAUUGUUCGACUCUGAGUUGCUCUGUCUGGCAAGAAUGAAGGGUGGACGUAAACUGGUAUGUGGGACCAGUGAAGGUGUGUUGAAUGUCUUCAACUGGGGCCAAUGGGGGAACAUCAGUGAUCGGUUCCCAUGUGGGGUUGACCAGAUAGACAGUGUGGUUGCCGUCACAGACGAUGUGUUGUGUGUGGGGACCAGUGAUGGUAAUAUCAGGGCAGUACACGUGCUUCCAAACAGAGUGCUAGGAAUUGUGGGACAGCACGAAGAAGGAUUUCCCAUAGAAGACAUGAGUUUGACGAGUGACCAGGCUUAUGUUGCUAGCUGUUCUCAUGAUCGAAGAGUCAAAUUCUGGAAUGUGGACGAGCUGAAGACACAGACCGUUGACACCAGCAAGAAAGGCACAAAACAGGCCAAGAGAAGGCUGGUCAAAUUUGGCAAAGUCAAGAAAAAUGACUUUUUCUCAGGUUUGGUUGAGGAUAAUAAUGGUGAUGAUGAUAAGGAUAAUGAUAAAAGUGAUGAAGAUGAUUCUGAUUCUGAUUAA
This is a messenger RNA of Candidula unifasciata, 1071 nucleotides long. NCBI's taxonomy places the organism in Eukaryota, Metazoa, Mollusca, Gastropoda, Stylommatophora, Geomitridae. The record is from the annotation of a GenBank genome assembly.